Trachymyrmex cornetzi is the source of this 1878-nucleotide messenger RNA. RefSeq lists its product as uncharacterized. NCBI's taxonomy places the organism in Eukaryota, Metazoa, Arthropoda, Insecta, Hymenoptera, Formicidae. Gene Ontology annotation, biological process: DNA integration. Gene Ontology annotation, molecular function: nucleic acid binding. The coding region runs from base 1 to 1878 and encodes 625 amino acids. The record is from RefSeq and is a predicted model, not a curated record. The transcript has 4 exons.
AUGGCGGGUGGUAUUAAAUUCACGAAGAUUGACUUACAACAGGCGUACUUACAAUUGGGAAUACAGGAAGCAGACCGCGAUUUGCUUACAUUAAAUACUCAUAAAGGCCUUUUUAGAUGUACAAGACUUAUGUUUGGUGUAGCUUCGGCACCAGCAAUAUGGCAACGUGUAAUGGAAAAUUUACUGCAGGACAUUCCGGGGGUAUCGGUUUUCCUCGACGAUAUCAGGGUUACGGGACCUGACGAUGAAACUCACUUACAUCGUGUUGAACUGGUUUUGCAGCGUUUAGCCGACGCAAAUAUUAGAAUUAAUGAGAGCAAAAGUGAAUUCAUGAAGGAUUCUAUACAUUAUUGCGGUUAUAAGAUUGACAAAAACGGGGUGCAUAAGUCGGCUGACAAAAUGGACGCGAUUGAUCAGAUGCCCCGGCCAAGCAACAUUUCAGAAUUGCGAUCUUUUUUGGGUAUGAUUAAUUAUUACGGUCGUUUUAUUAAGAAUUUAAGUACAAUAUUAGCUCCAUUACAUGUGUUAUUGCAAAAGGGAGUUGUUUUCAAAUGGACUCGGGAAUGCGAACAAGCAUUUCAAUUAGCAAAAGAAAAUUUUAAGAGUAACAUGAUACUAGCACAUUUCGAUUCGAGGUUGCCGUUGAUUUUAGCGACGGACGCCAGCCCUUAUGGGGAUUUGCCAGUCUCGAUGGAGAGUUUAGCUCGGGCUACACAGGAAGAUGUUCAGCUAAAAAAAAUUAUAAACGCAUUAUGUGGGAAAAAGGAAGUACCGGCGAAAUUACGGUUCAAUAUUAAUCAGGCAUCAUGUAGUAUACAAAAAGACAUUCUUUUUUGCAACGGAAAAGUGGUUAUACCGCACUCUUUACGUGAUCGGUUGCUUAAAGAACUACAUAAAAGUCACUUUGAUAUUGUCAAAAUAAAAGCAUUAGCGAGAUCGCUGUUUUGGUGGCCGGGAUUAGACAAAUCCAUCGAGAAAUUGGCAGAGAACUGUAGCAUUUGUAAUACGUACCGUAAUGAUCCACCGAAAGUGGAAGUUCAUGAGUGGGAACCUACUAAGGCACCAUUUGAGAGGGUUCAUGUAGAUUAUGCAGGUCCGUUUAUGGGCACAUAUUUCUUUUUAAUGGUAGAUGCUUUCUCUAAAUGGCCGUUCGUUUUCGUCAUGAAGGAUAUCACGGCAAGGAGUACUAUUGAGAAAUGUAAAGAGAUUUUCAUGAAUUUCGGUUGUCCGGAGAUAAUGGUCAUGGAUAAUGGCCGAAGCUUUCGCUCAUCUGAAUUUUUACAAUUUCUAGCUAAUAAUAAUAUUACGCCUAAGUUUACAGCCGCUUAUCACCCAGCCACAAAUGGUCAGGUGGAAAGAUUUGUCCAGACAAUGAAGAACUCUUUGCAGAAAAUGUGUGCAGAAGCAAGAAACAAAAAAAUUGUUUUAGAGGAAAUUUUGCGUGACUUUCUAAUACAGUAUCGAGUAACUCCACAUUGUGUCACCGGAGUUGCUCCGGCGGAAUUAGGCAGAACUUUACAAAUAGCAAUGCAGGACAGAAAGUCCGGAAAUUCUCAAUUAGAAGAUGGUCGAGUGUGGGAGCGACACGUGGACCAAAUUCUUGGUUCAAAAGAAUCUGGAGUUCAUCCGGAGAAUUCGUACAAUCAAUUGGAUUCAGGAGAAUCAGAAAUACCAGGGAUGCCGGAUCAAGAAACAACAUCGCAAGAAGAGAACCACACAAAUGAAACAUCAGCUGAACCGAAUGAAAGACAGCCAUCCCCAGCAGUGGAAACAAGUACACCAGAGCUAGCUGGGGGACGGCAGAAGGAAUUGCCAGCACGUAGGCGAGUACCGCCGGCUUGGGUUGCAGACUUUUGGAUGGGCCAACCUAGAAAGUAA